Molecule: messenger RNA, 699 nt
Organism: Abrus precatorius (Indian licorice)
Lineage: Eukaryota; Viridiplantae; Streptophyta; Magnoliopsida; Fabales; Fabaceae
Product: protein PELPK1-like
Exons: 3
Coding region: 1-699 (232 amino acids)
Source: RefSeq, a predicted model, not a curated record
AUGGCUUCCAGCAAUUUGGCAACAAUGGUUUUACCACUUCUUGUUCUAACUAUAAUGUCAUCAACAAGUCACACAACGGUUGUCGGGGCACGCAAUCUGCUAGAAUCAGUACCAGAAGUGCCACAACUUCCGAAACCUGAGUUGCCACCUCUUCCAGAAGUCCCUGAAUUACCAAAGCAAGAGUUGCCUAAGAUACCAGAAUUGCCAAAACCAGAGCUACCUGAACUGCCAAAGCCUGAACUACCUAAGGUCCCCGAAUUGCCAAAGCCUGAGAUGCCUAAAGUUCCAGAAGUUCCUAAGCCAGAGCUACCUGAAGUGCCUAAACUCCCAGAAUUGCCAAAACCUGAACUACCCAAAUUCAAAGUGCCACAACUUCCGAAACCUGAGUUGCCACCUCUUCCAGAAGUCCCUGAAUUACCAAAGCAAGAGUUGCCUAUGAUACCAGAAUUGCCAAAACCAGAGCUACCUGAACUGCCAAAGCCUGAACUCCCUAAAGUCCCAGAAAUUCCUAAGGUUCCCGAAUUGCCAAAGCCUGAGAUGCCUAAAGUUCCAGAAGUUCCUAAGCCAGAGCUACCUGAAGUGCCUAAACUCCCAGAAUUGCCAAAACCUGAGCUACCAAAAAUACCUGAGAUGCCUAGUGUCCCAGAAUUCCCUAAAGUCCCUGAAUUUCCCAAAGCAUUUCCAACCACCAAUCCUUGA